Messenger RNA from Xyrichtys novacula (pearly razorfish), 2407 nucleotides. Lineage: Eukaryota; Metazoa; Chordata; Actinopteri; Labriformes; Labridae. The record is from the annotation of a GenBank genome assembly.
GACUCUUAAACUGCUUUCAACGCAGAAGCUGCUGCUGUGCAGAUAUUGCACAUUCUCUUGCAGUCAUUUCCUUUACAGCUACACGGGCAUAGUUUCAGGAAACAGACGAAGUUAAUUUUCUUUUUCAGAUAAACUCAAAUCAUCAUGUCCGAGGAUCAAAACAAACAAAUGACUAUGGAAGUGAACACGGCGUUUCUUAAAUCCAAGAGAGGGAUCCUGAAAGAAGCAGAGAUGGUGAGAAAAACACUGAUCAGUUUGCAGAGUGAUACACGGCUAUAGCUCGAUAUGCCCGGUGACUCAUGUGGUGAAACCGUCUCAUAUUGAGAGUGGAAGUGAAGCUUAACUUGACGGUUGAACAUUUAGGUUGAUAGUGUUUUCAUGGUUGACUGCAGCGACAGAUCACUAAAGUGUAGAACAUUUUAGAGGCUAAAGACAAAACUGAAUCUCUUUUGUAUGUGGAAGUAGAAACAAACUCAGUUCCCCUUUCUUUAUUUAGGUGAAGCAACAUGUUGCAUAAAGGUUAAAACUUAAACAGAAGAGACGGUUCGGAGUUAAAAGCUCAGUAAAAGUCAUUUAACUGUACAAGAACCUGACAACAUAAGACUAAAGAAAUGUUUUGUUGAUGAUUUUUCUCUUGGUUUGGUCUGUUUUGUUGUUUCAGGGGACUCUGCUUGUGGCGCUUAUCUGUUUCUGUGUAGCUCCCGCACCAAAGUACAUCACCGCCACACUGCUGGAAUUUCUCAUCACUUCACUUCUGCUGUUGCUCUACAUGCUCAAACUCAACAAGAGGCUGACUUUCUUCUUCUGGCCUCUCGUAGUGAGUGGUGUUUUCUGGAAACUAUCAUCACACUUGUCUUUAUCUUUGUUUAUGUCUGAUUCAGAUCAUGUAUCUCCCUGUGCACGCAGCAGACAUGUCCUCAGGUUCUCCUCUGUUCUUCUUUGCAGGAUGUUUUCAACUCAACGUUUGCAGCGGUCUACUUCAUUAUCCUGAGCCUGUUGGCUGUGACUACAUAUACAGUCACAGGAACGCUGGUCGGAGGGGUGAGAAGAACUUUUUCUGUCUCAUUUUUCUUGGAUGGUUUUCUCUUUCAUGUAUCUGCAUUUGCCUCAGAGCAGUCACAAUCUCCCAUACAGUCAUCAGAUAGGAGAGAGUGGGGUAAGUUGAGCCAAAGGGUAAGUUGAGCCACCUCCUGUUAAAGGAAAUUGAUCAUGUGACUAAAUAUUUAGGAGAUGGGCAUCAAUUCAUGGAGUCUGUGAAGGUUAGAAGCACAUGGGUGAACAUUUUUCACUCUUGAAAGUGAAUUUAGUCUGUCAAACGUUUUUAUUAGAAUUGUGUUCAGACCAAAAAAAGAACAUUUUAAAUUUGUUUUAUACAUCAAUUGUGGUAUCUAUGAGCUACAACAUGAGGUCAAAAACAUAUCAUAGAAGUCCACAAUUUUAGCUUAGAGGACUAAUGAAGUUAUAGUAGUCGUUCUGGGGUAAAUUGAGCGAGAGUCUGAUGAGAGGAUCAGAGUUUCAGUUCAGAUUGUUAAAAUGUUUGACUUUUUCAUUCCUAAAAUACAGCUGUGAAUGUUCUGAAUCAUUUAAAGACAUUCUCAUGUUACAAUGACUUUUUACAAAACAGCUUUUCAGCAGUUAUAUGCAAUAAUAAAAAGAAUUAUUGUACCAGUUGAAUAGCGUAUAAUAGAUAAAAAAUACACAUGAAUAUGAAGAAGUGACUGUUAUUUAGGGAGAGAGAAGGUGAGGGAGGGCUGGGAUACGGCUCAACUUACCCCACUCCACUCCACCCUGUCAACUUACCCCAUACACGGGAUAAGUUGACCAUGGGAGACCACUUUUUUGUCAUGCUUUAUUAUCAAGACAGUUCUGUUUACACUCAUUCUGUUGGUUUUCAGGGAUGGUCAACAUCCUGAAAUAUCUGCAGAUACACUAGUUAGAGACAAAACUAUGAUUGUCUUGAUGUAGUGAUCUGAAACAUGAAAAAUGGCUCAUCUUACCCCACUCUCCCCCUAUAAUGUAGUGUGUUGAUGAUGCAUUCAUUUUUCAAUCUGCCUUGUAUUUGCAGAUUGCUGGUUUCCUGACUGCUGGUCUGCUGUGUGUGGACAGUUUUACACUUUUCAAGAACAUCACAUUCAACAAGCCAAGAAGUGAAGCCCAGAAUGAAGACAAGCAAUGAAUGCAUGAAUUGUAGUAAAAUGUUAAAGUGUAUUAAACAUCCAGUGAUAACAUAUGGCCUAUAAUCUGGAAAAAGUAAGCUUACUAUCAGGGUGUGUGGUGCAAUAAGUCUGAGGACCUUCCAGCAUAUUUAAGAUUCCAGCUUCUGCUCCUAACUUCAAACAUGUCUGCAUGUUUUAAAUACAUUUUGUUGAGCAAACAAAUGUCAAUAAAGAUUUUCUGUGCCAUGUGA